Panonychus citri (citrus red mite) is the source of this 2206-nucleotide messenger RNA. Its product is annotated as WD repeat domain phosphoinositide-interacting protein 1-like. The transcript is spliced from 4 exons. Lineage: Eukaryota; Metazoa; Arthropoda; Arachnida; Trombidiformes; Tetranychidae. The coding region runs from base 768 to 1934 and encodes 388 amino acids. The record is from RefSeq and is a predicted model, not a curated record. Gene Ontology annotation, molecular function: phosphatidylinositol-3,5-bisphosphate binding; protein binding; phosphatidylinositol-3-phosphate binding. Gene Ontology annotation, cellular component: phagophore assembly site membrane; cytosol; extrinsic component of membrane. Gene Ontology annotation, biological process: autophagy of mitochondrion; protein lipidation; protein localization to phagophore assembly site.
AGGUUGAGGUUGAGGUUGAUUGUGAUGAUAAUUGUGUCGACAGAACCGGAAUUGAACCAUCCAAUUGAUUUCACUUGAUUAUAAUCAUCUUAAAUUCUAAUCAUUGUUUAUAUCUUUCACUCACUAAUCCCAUCCGAUUUUAAUUAAUUUAAAUUCUUUACACUUUUCCAUUCGAUGAUCAUGACAGUGGCCCGGCGAUUAAGUGAAACAAUUGAUCUGAUUGAAGCCUUGAUUAAUGUUAUCGGUACUUUGGCCGCUAAUCUGUCUGAAGAUUUAGCUGAUAACCUUCAAAGGAAAACAAUUAACUCCUCUGGUCGUACAAUUAAAUUAAUUCAACAAGUGGUUGAACAGUUUCAAGCUCAUCUCGUGGUUAGAUUUGAUCAUUACAAGGUUAUCACUAAAUUAUCAUGACCAAGGUAAAUCUAUUAUCACUUUAAUUAACUUCCAUCACCAUCAGUUAAUCGUCAACUUUAAUUAAUUAACUGUUAAAAAAAGCGCAACUUUUUCAUUCGGUUCCCAUAGAGACUUUAAAUUUCAGCUGUGAUUUUAUUGAUGAUCAACUGAUCGGCUUGAAAUGUUGAAAUAAACAAAUUGAUCGUUAAUUUUAAUCAAUUCAAAUUUCUAUUGGUUAUGGACAAUAUGAGUAAACCAUCAUCGCUAAUCUCAUUCGUUAUCGUCAACAAUUUGCUGAUCAUCACAAAGAUUUGACUCUUAAUUUAAAUGUUUACACUUUCUUGAUUCUAUUUGAUAACUUUAAUUGUUAAACAAUGGCCCACGUUGGUGAUGUAGAAAAUCAAUUAGAUAAUAUUGAAACCGAAGAGAAGAUUGAAAAUGAAAGUGACCUGAAAGUGUUUUCUUUACGCUUUGAAAAGCAAUCAUAUCAACUUGUUGUUGGAACAACAAAUGGUUAUCGUUUAGUUAACUACUUCGAUCCAACGAAUCCCGUUAUACAGAAAGGCCUUUUGAAUGAAUCAAUCAAAUUGAUCGAGUUAAUUCCUAAAACUAUGAUUCUCACUUAUGUUACCACUGAUUCACCAAAUAAGGUUAAUUUUUAUGAAUAUCACGAAACCGAUGGAGCUUUUCUUGAAUCUAAACUUUUCAGUAAAUCGAUUUGUGCUUUAAGAGCCUCAACAUCGCGAAUCGCAAUUGCCGUCGAAAGUGGUGUUUACCUUUUUAGCAGUGAAUUGACAAAAUUUAUGCAAAAACUUCACUAUGUUAUACUUAAUGUACCAAAUCCCCAUGGAUUGAUUGAUCUCUCUGAGAACGAUUUUAAUGCUUAUCUUGGAUAUCCAUGUAGUGCCAUCAAAGGAGAGGUCGAAAUAUUUGAUUGUCGAGUGAGGAAAUCUAAGGUUAUAUUUGAAGCUCACAUCAGUCCGAUUGUUGCAAUUUCUUUUAGUCCAACUGGACGAAGUGUGGCCACUGCCAGUGAAAAGGGAACCUUAAUUAGAGUUCAUAUUGUUUUCACCGGCGAAUGUGUCUAUGAAUUUAGACGCAGUCUUACCCGAACCAUUUCCAUCAAUUCACUUGGGUUCGGCCUCGAUUCCACUUAUCUUGGUGUUACCAGUUCAUCGACAACUAUUCAUAUCUUUAAACUUGAACAACCAGUUUCUCUUGCAUCUUCGGGUUCAAGUGCGAUCAUCGAUGCAAUCACGCGAACGGCUGAAGCCUAUUUACCAACGGAAAUUUCUAAAUUGUUACACCAAGAACGAGCUUUCGCCUAUGCAGCUUUACCCGUACCAGGAAUGGAUACAAUUAGCAUGAUCCAUAGAAUCAGAAAUUCUAGUCAUCUAAUUGUCGCAACGUUUGAUGGUUUCGUGUACAUUUACACUCUUGACGAUAUCAAUGGAGGUGAAUGUCGAUUAAUUAAAAACGUCGCCAUUGAAAAAGAUCUAGUGGGUGACCUUCACGAAGAAGAAUGGGUUUUGGUUGAUUAAAAUUUCGAAAAGAUAAUCUCGAUUAGUGGCAAACUAAAUUAGAAGACGGAAAUUUGACCGGAUUGUGACCAUUGACGAUACAAAGAUUGAUUUGCCACUUUUUCAGAUCGAAAAUACCAAUGUAAUUUUGUACAGAACUUUUUUUUUAAAUGUACAUAAUUUUUUUACGAAAAAAGUACCUAUCGACCUGCGAUACUAAUCGUACAAUAAACACUGAAUUAAGUCUCACAAUUAAGAAACAAUUUAAAUGAAAUAAAUGUUUUCUCACUAUU